GUUGUGCAGCUCAGAUCUGACGGAGAGCAGACGACACCACAGGAUGACGGCAGUGAUGCUGGCUGUGCUGCUGCUGGUGUGUGUGUGUGACUCUACAGCCUUCAGACUCACAGGAAACAUCGCUCUGAGGGCUGAAACCCAUCAGUCCACUGACCUGCUGAAUGGAGUCUCAGCAUGGAGAGCAGUGGCUGGAGAUGGAGAUCAGUCCUGCAGCUCCAUCAGCUCUAAGAGAAGCCCCUGGUGGAGGGUUUCUCUAGCACAGACCUACAGAAUCGCCAAAAUCUCCAUCAGCACCAGCGCUGAGGGCAUCAACGGAGCUGAGAUCCGCAUCGGCAGCAGUCUGGAGGAGGACGGAAACCAUAACCAGCUGGUGGCGAGAGUGUUCUCUGUGCAGCCAGGGAAAGCUCAGGUGUUUAGGUUCAGGCCUGUGGAGGGACGCUUCGUCAAUGUGAUUUUACCAGGAGUCGACCGUGUGCUGAAUCUGUGUGAGGUGGAGGUGUUCGCACUCACUCAAGACUCAAACUCAGAGCUGGUGAAUGUGGCAGUAUCGGGUCGAGCCACUCAGUCCAGUGUGCGUCCGGGUUCUGCUGCGUGUCUCAGUCUGCCACAGAAUGCCAUUGACGGGAACCGGCAGUACGACCCGUCCCGGGGCUCGUGUGCGCAGACAGACACUGAGAGCGCCCCCUGGUGGAGACUGGACCUGCUCAGGACACACACCAUCACUGCAGUGGCUCUGACCCGCGGAGACCAGGACGUCAGCGGCGCGCGGGUGACCAUCGGGGACUCACUGCAGGACGAGGGACGCGCAAACACACUGUGUGUUUCCGUGUCCUUCAUCCCCGCCGGAGGAACAGGCCGCUUCAGGUGUGUUUCUGCUCUCCGGGGCCGAUACGUGACUGUGGCCCUCGCUGGAGAAAACAGGACCCUGAGCCUGUGUGAGGUGGAGGUGUUCGGGGGGCCUGAUCAAUAAGAAUAUCCAGAAAUCAGCAGUUUUCCAUACGUGAUUCAGGCUUUCAUUUCCUGUUUAUUUCUGCUGUUGAACUGCAUGAUGGGAUCCUGAUCUCACUUCCAACAACAGAAGUGUGUAAAAGUGUGUGUUUUCCUCAUCAUCAUCAUCAUCAGAAGUGGACAGAGCAGAGAUCCACAUCCCAUAAUGCAGUUCACCUCCGCUAAUGAACCCUUGUGAAUCUGUAAAUAAGGGAGCUGUGAUAAUGAUCAGAUAUUCUUCACAGUGAACACACACACAUACA
Danio aesculapii is the source of this 1250-nucleotide messenger RNA. RefSeq lists its product as uncharacterized. Bases 44 to 970 code for a protein of 308 amino acids. The transcript is spliced from 6 exons. The record is from RefSeq and is a predicted model, not a curated record. NCBI's taxonomy places the organism in Eukaryota, Metazoa, Chordata, Actinopteri, Cypriniformes, Danionidae.